Molecule: messenger RNA, 3283 nt
Organism: Anguilla anguilla (European eel)
Lineage: Eukaryota; Metazoa; Chordata; Actinopteri; Anguilliformes; Anguillidae
Product: matrix remodeling-associated protein 8-like
Exons: 10
Coding region: 242-1567 (441 amino acids)
Biological process (GO): establishment of glial blood-brain barrier; cell adhesion
Cellular component (GO): cell surface; membrane
Source: RefSeq, a predicted model, not a curated record
GGGGCAGUAGCGGGCGGAGCCGCGCUGCGUGACGAGGCGGAGGAGAACCGCUGUUGUUGCUGGUCGACAAACAGCUCGCGCCCAGGUGUCUUCAACCUUCACCGCACUUUCGAAGACCUGAGAGAGUCUACCCGAGCAUCCCAACUUCCGAGCGACCGAAGAGCUUCCGCGUCCCCUCGCUAAUUAUCGUCUCUGAUUUGACUUAUUUUAUUACUACUUUUUCUGAAAGUCAAGUUCAGGGAUGGGGAUGGAGACGGCAACAGCCUGUGUCAUUCGCCUGUUCCUGCUGUUUCUGGUUUCUGCUGCCAUCCUCUUCACAAACGUGUUGGGGCAGAGCAGGAGGACGACCGUGGUGGCGGAGGCGCGGAACAUCAGCGCCCCCGCGGGCUCGGAGGUGGUACUGCAGUGCCAGAACCCGCUGAUGGUGCGGUCCAGAGACCAGCGGAAGGACCGGCAGCGCGUGGUGCACUGGGACCUGUUCCACGCCGGGCCCGAGCAUUCCGUGGAGCGCGUCGUCGACAUGUUCUCCACCGGGAGGCAGCGCAUCUACAACGGCUUCAACAAGGGCCGUGUCACCCUGUCCAAAACCGCCUUCGCCAACGGAAACUUCUCCCUCACCAUCCGCGAUGUGGGGACAAAUGACAGGGGCACCUACACCUGUAACCUGCACCACCACUACUGCAACCUGCAGGAGUCCCUGAAGGUGCAGCUCAACGUCACCAAAUCACCUCGUAAGCAGAAGCGGUUCUGGGACGGCGAGCAGACCGUGUUCGUGGUUCUGCUGGGCAGCACCGUGGUCCUGCCGUGCGUGAACCGGCGGGCGGUGUGGAUGGACCCGAGCCGGGAGGACGAGGAGCAGGUGGCGCACUGGGACUGGCAGCCCCCGGGGGUGCGGCGGGGGGGCGCGGACCGGCUGGUGGACCUGUACGCGUCCGGCGAGCACCGCGAGUACGGCCCCCACUUCCUGCACGGCAGGAUGAACGUCUCCGCCGGCGCCUUCGCCCAGGGCGACUUCUCGCUCACCGUCUCGAACCUGCAGCCCUCGGACCGCGGCCUGUACUCCUGCAACCUGCUGCACCACUACUGCGGCCUGCACGAGCGCCGCGUCUACAGGCUCAUCGUGGGCCCCCCCCUUCCCCCGGUGCCCCCCUCGGACCUGCCGCUCAGCAUGCCCAACAACAGCCCGCACACAGAGAUGGAGGUACCGCGCGUCAUCAACGUGAUCAUACCUGAGCAUCGAGAUCACUUCCUGCAUCAGCUGGGCUACAUCCUGGCUACUCUCCUCCUCCUGGUCCUUAUUGCCAUAGCAAUCAUCUUUCUUACCAGGCGACGCAAAACCAAAGGGACAGAGUAUGACCUGCGUAAACCUCAGAGGGGUCACAUGACGGCCAGCGACUUCGAAAUGGGGGCCACAGACCCGACGAUGAGCACCCAGCAGGAUCUGAGGCUCGACUACAAAAACAAUAUUCUGAAGGAGAAGGCGGCCAUGUCCAAGCUGCAGCCCCCGAGCGCCGUCGACCUCAACAGGAGCAGCCGAGCAGAUAUGGACAGAAAGACGUGGAAAUGAGGCCUGCUGUGUCUCUGGCUGGCCCAGGGUAGGUACAGGAGGAGGAAGAGAGAGGUACACAAAAAGAAAGGGAUGAGAAAGGGGGAGGAUGGGAUGAAUACGGGUAGAAGGGAGAGAAAAGAGGACUCUGUUAUUCUUUGGUUUCGCUGUCUUAUUGAGAUUGUAUCUGUUUUUUUGUUUGUUUUUUGUUUUUUUUGUAAAAGGCAGCAGCCUCUGACCCUUUUCAAUGCUGUUUGACUUUUUUUUAACAGGGAUAAACUACAGAACUCAUUUUGUAUAAAACGAAUUUUCACCUAAGGGCUAAAUCUGCCUACUUGUAUAUUUUUUGAUAACGUAUACAUUUAUGUCAAUGUAACAUUGUUUUUAUAGCAUAACAGUAGAAAGGCUCUUAUAGUGUACUUUGGACAAAUAAUUGCCCUUGUGUUUUUAUUAUUAUUAUAAUUGCUGUUGUUAUUAUAUUAUUAUUAUCAUUAUUAUUAUUGUAGUUACCUAUUGCAACACAAUAGUCCUUUCUUUCUGUGUAUUCGUUUGGAGGUUUUUUUUAUGUAAUUAUUGACAUUUUAUCUUGUCUGGACCAAGAUUUACUGGAAGAAGUAAAAUUCCUGACUUAGUAAGAGUAGCCAGAGAGAAUGAAUUACACUCGUGAAACUGUCCUUCCUAAUAUUAUUGGCAAAGAGCACAGUCAUUCUUUUUGUCUUUUUUUUUUUUUUUUCUUUUUUAUAUAAAUUUCUGUUAAACUGCUGAAUCUUUUUCCGAUUUUUUGUUUUUUUAUUAUUAUUUUGUUAUUAUUUAAGACGGGACAGCUUGUGCCAUUGUGCAUCCCUUUGAGUAUGAGGUAAAACAGCAGAGCAUGGUGUUCACGGCCGUUCCAUAAAGGAUACUGCGUUCCUUCACUCCUGUGCUUAAACCCGUCCAAACUCUCCCAGAGGUGGAAGAUCCAGGUCCAGGAAGUAAAAGUCCUCCUCAGUGUUUUGUUCCAGUCACCUGGACUUGCUGAUUAGCACAAUUCUUCUGUCAGGAGGACGAACUCAUUAGUGAAAUCGGCUGGCUGAGUUCAUGGGUGGAAGAAACAUGUGGCGGGACUUUUACUCUCUGACCCUCGAACUUUGCACCUCCUGGGCAGUGGUCUUUGCCUUAAGAACAUUGGCCCCAUCAUGUGUAAUCAAAGAGAACACAUUAACUGUGCAGUCCUGUCUGAUGGGCCUCUUCAGGCAAGGCUCUAAAACAAACGCCCCCUCAAUGCUGGAGGAGGACAUUGCAACUGCCAGGAAAACUUUUCAUGAGGAAACAUUUGAAAUUACUCCCUGCACGAAUGUAAAGUGCCUUGACUGAGAGAAACAUGUUGUUUUUUUUCUCUGUCUCUCCCUCUACUGAUGUACCCUGUUGUAGUGAUGUAGGCGAGUGGAAGUCUGUCUCUUGCCACAAUAGUUCCUCUUGUGUACGUUCAGCCUGCAAAGCCAAGGUGAAGCCCUGUUUCCCUAGGCUUUUGUGAUUGGUCAUCUCUGAUUGUGUUGACCAAUGAGAGGCUUGGUGGCAGUGACUGUUUCCCUUGCUGGGGAAAGGCAUCCUGUUUAAUGGUUGCUUGGACACUAACCGUAGUUCACCUACAUCCAAUGUCAAAAGGUAACACAAUCAGCAGGGGGCUAUAAGAUUUUUUUUAAGACUACAGAAGUUGAUGAAAUUGUAUUUUAAAAUAAUAAAUAUUCUCAUAAAACA